AUGUCACUUCCAGAACCUCACGUCUUUUUGACCUCGAUUUUCGAUACGCUCACAGAACUGGUUGCCGAGCCAUCAGACUCUGCAAAAGGUAAAGCUACGUCAUCUAAUCCACUCGCUUCGUUGCCGCCUUCUCGACAAGCUAUACUUAUAACAUUACACGCACUCUUUCCUCCCCCAAUGUUACUGCAGGCACUUGACCUUCUGGAUCGUGGACUCGUAACAAGAAUUGUACUAACCAGUCACCAUGUCUCGAGAGAGCAAGAUGAUCCCCAUGCUCUCCAGCAGCCAGCUAUCAGUAAUACCAAUCUUUCCGCAGAUUCACCAAACGUCAUGCACCAUAACCCGGCACUGGAAAUAAAAGUACGGAGCGGAAGUAUAGGCGGCAUGUAUCAAGUCUGCUCAACUCAGCCCAAGAAACGAGCCCCUAAGCGCUCAAGUUACCGAAACACUUCAUCUAGUGCCGAGAAGUAUUACACUGUAUAUCUCACGGCCUGGAACUGCUCCUGUGCUGAUUUUACUUUUUCAUUGUUUCCAGCCUUGUUAGUUGAUUCUGUCUCCAGUAAAAAUUCGAAAAAUGACAUUGAAGACGCGAAAGUCGAUAAUGAAAGCGUUGAAUGGGAGUUCGGGGGAGUGCGGCGUAAAAAUGCCACCGAGACAGUACCCAUAUGUAAACAUUUGAUUGCAUGCUUAAUUGGAGAACGUUGGGGAAAACUCUUAGGAUCAUAUGUAAAGGAACGGCAGGUCAACAGGGAAGAAAUGGCUGGUAUAGCGAGUGAUUAUCGGUGA
Molecule: messenger RNA, 786 nt
Organism: Blumeria graminis f. sp. triticale
Lineage: Eukaryota; Fungi; Ascomycota; Leotiomycetes; Helotiales; Erysiphaceae
Source: the annotation of a GenBank genome assembly